This is a messenger RNA of Heterocephalus glaber (naked mole-rat), 7335 nucleotides long. It is a transcript of the gene Fam117b, whose product is annotated as family with sequence similarity 117 member B. The record is from RefSeq and is a predicted model, not a curated record. Lineage: Eukaryota; Metazoa; Chordata; Mammalia; Rodentia; Bathyergidae.
GCCGCGCGGGGACACUAUUGUUGAUGAGCGCGGCGGCAGCGGAUGCAGCACCGCGCGUCGAGGCCAAGGCCCGCUCCCUCGCACCUGGGAGUCUGGCUUCGUCACCCCGUCGCGGGGUUUCCCCGCGGCCCGAGGACGCUCCCCCGCGGCCCAGCGACAGCCAGCCCCCGUCUCGCCCCGUCACCCGGGAGUGGGCCAUGUCCCAGCGGGUGCGGCGCAGCGGGUCCCCCCCGCCGGCCGGCGCGCUCGGGGGCAGCGCGGUGGCCGUGGCCGGGGGCCCAGGGGGACGCCUGCAGCCCCUUCGGGCCACCGUCCCGUUCCAGCUGAAGCCGCAGCAGCAGCAGCACGGUAGCCCCACACGGGGCGGCGGCCUCGGCGGCGGUAACAACGGCGGCAGCGCCUCAGGGCCCUGCGGCGGGAGCGGCGGGGGCCCGCGCUCCGUGGCGCGCACCAGCCCCACAGUGGCCACGCAGACGGGCGCGGCUGCCACGGCCACUCGCGGCACCAGCCCCACGCGCGGCGCCCGCGGAAGCCCUCCGCGGCCGCAGCCGCCGCCGCCGUCGCCUGGCUCGUCGCCCACCCACCUGUGGGCCGGCGAGGGCAGCGCCGUCCCGCCCCCGCCCCGCGUCCGCCCGCGGCGGAGGUCCCCGGAGCAACGCAGCCCGAGCGCCCCGGUGUGCAAGGCAGGUGACAAAGCCCGACUGCCGCCCUGCAGCCCCUCCAGUAGUAUCCGCCGCACGUCCUCCCUGGAUACACUGGCAGCUCCGUACCUAGCUGGGCACUGGCCUCGGGACAGCCACGCGCAAGCUGUGCCUUGCAUGAGGGACAAAGCUACGCAAACAGAGAGUGCAUGGGCUGAAGAAUACGCUGAGAAGAAGAAAGGGUCUCACAAGCGUUCGGCAUCCUGGGGCAGCACAGAUCAACUUAAGGAGAUUGCAAAAUUACGCCAGCAAUUGCAAAGAAGUAAACACAGCAGUCGGCAUCACCGAGAUAAAGAAAGACAGUCUCCAUUUCAUGGUAACCACGCAGCUAUUAACCAGUGUCAGGCUCCUGUUCCAAAGAGUGCGCUUAUUCCAGUAAUUCCCAUCACCAAAUCAACAGGUUCCCGGUUCCGGAAUAGUGUGGAAGGAUUGAAUCAAGAGAUUGAAAUAAUCAUUAAAGAAACUGGGGAAAAGGAAGAGCAGCUUAUUCCCCAGGAUAUUCCGGAUGGCCACCGUGCGCCUCCCCCGCUUGCCCAGAGAAGUAGCAGCACCCGAAGCAUUGACACACAGACGCCUGGGGGCGCAGACAGAGGGAGCAACAACAGUAGCCGUUCCCAGUCUGUGUCCCCCACAUCCUUCCUCACCAUCUCCAAUGAGGGCAGCGAGGAAAGCCCCUGUUCAGCUGAUGACCUGCUGGUUGAUCCCAGGGAUAAAGAGAAUGGGAACAACUCUCCUUUGCCCAAGUAUGCAACAUCCCCCAAACCUAACAACAGUUACAUGUUCAAACGGGAGCCUCCAGAGGGCUGUGAGAGGGUCAAAGUCUUUGAGGAGUGCUCGGAAUAAAUAUGUUACUUUGCAAAUCACUCAUAGAACUGUGAUGAAAUGUAAGAAGCAGAUGGGGGUGUUCUCGGAGGACACUUAGAGCCUUGUGUGUGGUAGGUAAGCACUGUACCACUGAGCUACUUUGAGCCCUAAGAAGUAGAAUUUUAAAUAGCAUCUAAUGUCCUUGUUAUCUGAUCUCCUAUACCCAUGUACUUCUGUCUGCAAUUCUCAUUUUAAACUCAAUUUCACCCAAAAGGUAUAUAGACUUGUAUUUUCAGUAGCUGUGGUUACCGGUGUGCAAGUUGUGCCCAAAGGUUAGAGGCGUGUAUGAGAUUGAGCAAAUUAAUGCGGAACACAGUUAAGCACUGUGGUGUAGUGCUUAGCCCUCGUCCUCCAAUGCCACUGUGGUUACAAAUCACAGAGCCAUCCUUUUUUAGGUUUUCUUACUGUGAAACCUAAAAUACAAUAAUGUGGAGGUAAUCUGACCUUUUUCAAUUCAUAAAGUUUGUCUCUUCACUCCAGAGUGUUCAUGAUAGAGGAAUUUGAAUAUUUCAAAUCCUUUUGUUUCUCUUAUAUACCCUUUUUUGGUGCUUCUUUUAAUCUAAAUUCUGAGUGAUCUUGCCAUACAGAGAGCAUUGUCUUCAAAUUCCUUCAGCUUCUCUGCAAGGAAACACCAGCUGUCGUUCUCCUAUCUGCUUCUGUGACAGUAAUUGAAAACACUUUGAAGCAACUGCUCAUUUCAGUUUUUUUCAUCAUGUCAGCCUGUAAGUUUUAACUGAGGCCAGCUGAAAAUUUAAGCCAGUAUUUCUGCAGAUUUGUCCAUGAUUCCCUGAAUCAUAAUCACUAGGAAAAUUGUUGAAACCAGAUUCUCAGGCCGACUCAGGUCUGGUGAUCAGUAAAUAUGGAAGCAGGACCUGCGUUCUUCAUUUUUACCAAGUGUCUUGGAUAAUUUUUAUGUUGAAUUUGAAAAUUCUGGCUUAGACAUUUUCACAAAAGUUCUUAAGAAGUGGGGCCAUUGUAUUAGCUAAAUCAUUUGGCCUAAAUCUAUUGUUUUGAAUUCAGCUCUUUAGUAUUCAUUGGCAGUUGGGAUUUGCCUAAGUGCAAAGAAAUGGCUGAUUGGCUCAAAAGCAAUUUGAUUUUUUUUUUUUUAAGAAAUGACCUUGAAUAUUUGUUAAUAGGUAGAUGCCCGCCCUGUGUUAUCUGCCUAACACUGUUACAUUUGGAAAACUACUCAAGACUUACUGUCUGGUGAAUCAAUAUUGUACUUUGUUUCUAAAAGAGAGGAUAAAGGACAAGUGUGUGUGUGUGUGUGUGUGUGUGUGUGUGUGUGUGUAAGGAUAGGUAGAUCAAAAAGCACAAACAGCAGAACCCUAACACAUUAUGUUUUAUGGCACAUUGACCUGUUGUAAGAAGUGUUUAUUAUAAUUUUACUAGUAUAAAGUAUGUGUAGCACACAAAAACCUAUUUAUAUUUUAAUUAUGUUCCAAAGACUAAUAAUCAGUAGUGAUCCAACAAUGGCUUUCUUAGCAGUAAUUUUAACCUUUUGUCAAUAGAACAUGUUCUUCAAAGUCUAAGAAAAUUAUUCUCUCUUUUGCCCCAGCUAUGUCGAAAUUAGAUCAGAAAGCAAUGGGUACACUAGCAUUAAAGCAAAGUUAGAUUGUUCCUAAUUUAAGAAUUUCCCUAUUUAAGACGUUCCCACUGGCUUUAACCACUGGUGAUACAUGCAUUACUGUCCCAUCUGGCAGCUUGUGCCACCCAAUGAGACUAUCCCAUGCUGCAUGAUGGGACAGUCACACAUGUACCAUGGGUGGUUCAGAGCCACCCAGCAGUAAGACCUGUGAAUUAUGGCCCCGUCGUGAAUGCAUCAGUCAUUGUUUUGAGAAUAUCUUUUCUUUAAUUCUUACUUUUGAUUUAAAGUAAUAACUUGACCUGACUGGGAUUUGGGGUUGGGUACAGGGUGACGCUCUGAUUUCUAGAAAUAUUAACUUUUCCUGAAAGAAAGUAGGUAAUUCAAUUUGGGGCCAAAAGAGCAAGAGCAGAUUUUGUAGUUCUGUUUCAGUGUGUGUGUUUUUUUAAUAAUGGCGUAUACCAGAGCCAUGUCAUCUGCACUUAGCCCUUUACAAUGAAGUUAAAUAUGUGCUUUCCUGAUCCCAGCAAAUGCAAUCCAUGACUGUGUGUUUUAUGUUGCUAGAUAUUGUGGCCUUCUUGGAGUAUAGGGAUUUUUGUUGUUGUUUUUAAUUCUGUCUACUUGGAAAGACAAUCCUUUCAAAAGAACUGUUUAAAGAAAAAUAAUAUUUUAAAACCAGUUUUGAGGGAUUUUUGUUUUGUUUUGUUUUUGGUACUGGAGAUCGAACUCAGGUCUUUGCGCUUGCGCAUCAGGCAGCAAAACCACUGAGCUAAAUCCCCGGCCCCAGUUUUGAGUUUUUAAUCCACUGUCUCAGGUCUCCAAGAAUAGUGAUGAGUGAGGGGAUUACAAUCGGAGCAUCAUUAGCUUCACCUUGCCUAAAGUUUGUUCCCCAACCACCCCAGCCUUCCUGUUUGCAGCUUCUCUUAGUGAGUGAAGAACUUCGUCCCCAAGGCUUUAGUGCAAACUUGACAUUCUCCUUCAUGGGCUUCUCACCUCUCCACCCAUCUCCAUCCCGGGAAGGGAAGCAGCUCCAUGUGGGUAUGUGAGUCUGGAGUGUAAUGGAGACAAGAAAGGCUCCCCUCACCCCUCUUAGUGUGUGGCCAAUCCGCUGUGGGGCUUUGGACACCCCAGGAACCUGUUCUCCAGGCUGCCUGUGUCAUGCUUCUGAGAACUUGUUAGAGUUCUCUUUUGGGCCUGUGUGAGUCCUCUGUUGUGUACGUUUCCUGAAGUGUCAUUGUCAGCUUCCUUCUUCCACUUGUGUAGCAAAGACCACAGCUUACAUAUGUUGCUGCACCUGAGCUGCCAGGCCUAAAAAUAGCUGGUGGUCGUGUGGCCAAGCCUCUUCCCAGAGAACCCUGGGGUGGCCCACAGUAGUCUGGACAUAUCACAGCGUGAUCCUCUUCUGCCUCAGCAGCCUGGUGCAUUGCUCAAGUUCCUCCUGCAGAGCAUUGCUGUCCCAGGGACUCCGCAGGGUUUUGUUCCAGCUUCUCUUCCUCCAGCUCUGUGGCAGCAGGCAGAGCCUCGAAGAGCUCAGAGAAGUUCUUGUCACAGCUGUGUCACCUCGUCCUGGGGCUGAAAUGUCUCCGGGCUGCCCACUAGACCCAUUGGUACUUCUACAGAGCUCCUGUGGCAAGGAAUAGGGGAGCCUGAUUCCUGGGCCAUUGCAAGGGCUUCGGAAGCUCAGCCAGGUCUUAGUGUCAGCCCUGUCUGCAGCCAUCACCACCACCUAGCAGAGCUGGGAAGAUGAAGUGUACAUCUGGCUCUCUGGCCAGAUGACCUGGUGAAGUUGAGAUCUUUCUUUUCACUUGCCUGCUUAAGUUGAAGAAUGCUUUGAAGUAAAAUCCGCACUGGCAGCUUCUGUUGGCAUAUGCCUAGGUCACACAUCCCAAGGGUGGGCACUGUUUUUUUCUUAGCUUAGAUGCUGAAGUGUGAGAGGUUAAAAGAGUGAUUCACAUUGGUGGGCUGAGUUGUGACUGGAAGAGGGCACAAAGAGGGGCUUUGGUGCUUUUUACUGUUAAUAGUGUUAUUUCUUGAUGUGAUCAUUUGUCAUUGUUUACAUUAUUUUUGGGUUUGUUAUGUCAUGUCUUUUCAUGGGAGCAGUAAGGAAAUUAAAUGUUUUUGUAUUUCUGUCUUAAAAAUGUUUUGUAGAUUCAGAAGUUAUCAUAGGUCAAGAAUUUUCUUUGUUUCAGAAAUGUGGUUUCAUCCUUAAUAUCUGUUAGUAGCCAUGUGUCUUAAGUAAUUUUUUAAAUUAAUAAUUGAUUUUGGUUCUGGGAUCCAGCCCAGGGCCUUUCACAUGCAAGCCAAGUUCUUUUCCACUAAGCUACUUCUUAGUCCCGUCUUAAGUCACUGGUAGUGAGAUAACUUCAAACACAUGAAUUAAAAACUAGUCCUUAUUUGAAUGGGGUGUAGGAAUUGAUUAGCAUUUCCCCCAGUAUAAGAAUGAGUUAUCUCCAGGAAUCCUGCCUUCAGAGGAGAAUCUGAGCACUAUUUAAUCACAGAAAUAUGGCCAUAACUUCUUGUCUUCUUUAGGGAGUUGAAAGCAAUACUCUAGGGGUGAGUGCUCUUAUCUGUGAUACACCCAGAUAUACUUGUGACACACCCAGAUAUACUUGUGACACUAAAAGUAGUUCCCCUAUUAAGUUUCUAUUUUAUUCAAGAAAGAAUAGUGUACAAGUUAAACAAUUUAAGUGAUGCCCUUUUCUUCUUAAAGGGCAGUGACAAAGCCGUCUGUUGGUAGUGCUGACUAUUAACAGUUUCUGCCCACCCAACGCACUGUCUGCUUGCAGCACACAUCUUGGUACCCAGUUCCCAGGUCUGUUGUUUACUUGUUCUUUGAAACCCAGCUCAGAGGUCACUUUGUUUCAAAAGUCUUUUUCCUUCCAAACUCUUCCUUUUCCUCCCUGCCAUAGGCUAUUUCUGCUUGCUGCCUCUAAACUUUCCACAAACCUUUGCUAUCACAUUCAUCAAACUCUCAUGCAGAUAUCCUCUCCUGUGCUCUGGAUGGCUUUGGGAAUCUGACAAAGCUUAUGGAUCCCUUCUCAAAAUAAUAACAUGAAUGCGCACGAAACAUGUAAGAUUACAAUUAUAUUGGAGUACAGUUUCACGCCAGCAUCUCUUCCCUUCCAGCACUAUAAACUUAGUCCUGUCUUUUCCUUGUCAAUUGUUUUAGCUUUGUUUCUUAGAAUCUAGUUGGGAGAGAGGAGAAGAAUACUUUUAUCAUCUGGUAAUAUGGCCUUUUUAACCUAAAUCUUGAUUUAUUCAGGUUCAUCUGCCUUAAUUUCAUUUCAGUUUUAUAGUACUACUAUGUUACUUACCAAUUAAAAAAUUUUUUUUUUGGUACUGGGGAUUGAACUCAGGACCUUGCGCUUGAGAGGCAGGUGAACAAUUUAAGUUUUAAAAAUAUUUUAAAUUUUCAUGGAAUACCAUUAAUACCAGAAGUGUGCUUUUCAAUGAUUUGGCAUAAUUUUCAGAAGGAUCUGGAAACAGGAAAGGCUAUUAUAUGAAUAAAAACUUUAAAGCAAAGGACUACUGUUUUUAUUUUUAUUUACAUUAUGUUUCUCAGAAAACUGCCACAAUUGACUCCAAAGAAUUGUUUCAGAGAUUUUUAAGAGGAAGCCCAUACCUACCAAAGUUUUACCUCAUCAUGGAGAAACUUAGCAAAAGAUGAGCAAUGUAUAUCAUUAAUUUUCUUCCUUUCUCCCUUCAGAAUAGUAGACCAGGGAAAACUCAUGGUAGUGGAACAUAUUUUUGUCUUUAAAUAUGUAGAUUUUCUUUUGCUUUAGGCUUUCAUCCUCUUUUUUUUUUUUUUUUUUUUUUGGUAUUGGGAAUUGAACCUAGGGUCCUUGCUCUUGCGAGGCAGGAACCAGAACCACUGAGCCCGGCCCAAGGCUUUCUUCUUCUUGGCUGUAUAGCUCUUCAUUGAUGUGUGGCAGUCAUGAGCCUGAGCACCUGCAUGGUGACUGGGCUCAUGAGGGACUUAGAAGUGAGGCUGUAAAUGGUUCUGCUGACAGCCAAGACACAUACUGUAACAUAUACGACCUAAUAACAGUUUGGUCCUUGGCAUUUGAAGCUUUUGAUACAGCUUCAGUUUGGUACUCCUUUUAUAUAUUGAUAAGCUGCCUGUUUUCAAUGAAUUAAAGAGCUUAUUUCCAGUAUUUAGUGAUUUAAAGUAUUGGGUUGUCUGUU